CUUUACGUUUGAGCAAGACGAGGUUCACUACUUGUCAAAACAUUAAAAGUCAGAAACUUGAGAAGAAAGUCUCCUCAAAAAAAAUUUCUAUUUCCUAUCUGGAUUUUAAUUUUCAUCUAUUUACUUUCAAGUGCAUAUAAAUACGUUGCAUGUCCGGACCAGUCGAUCAUUCUUGAAAUUACCCAUCCGUGCAAUCCGUUCGUGAAAUUGUGUCGUCAUUACAUACAUUAACAUUAAAAAAAUCUGGUUUAAAGGUCGAACGACAACUUGGUGUGUUUUAGGAGACGAGGAAAAUUAAAAACGAGACGCGUGUGAUCGAUUAUCAAUGCGAAUAUUAUUAUUUGCUCCAGAGGACGAAUUCCGUUUGUGAGUGUCGCAAUACCGUAAUCGGCAUUCAAGUCAUGUGAAAAGUUUUUUUAUAAAAGCAUGUGAACUUGUUCAGUGUCGUUUCUCAAAGAUUUUCCCGAAAAUCGUUGUGUAAUAUGCCCAAUCGGUUUUCCAUUACAUUUGUUUGUGGGGUUAAUCGACAAUAAACUUGCUCGCCUGGAAUAAUUGCAGCGUGAGCAAGAAGAGCCAUGGCUUCUAAUUCAGAGGAUUUGGAUCCGCGAAUACAGAUUGAACUCGAGAACCUCAACACGGCUACAGAUGAAAUCAACAAACUGGAAAUUGAAUUGGAGGAGGCGAACUCAACAUUUAGAAUUUUGCUUAAUGAAUCAACGCGACGGUUGAAAUUGCUCUCUAAAAAGCUUGGCAGCUGCAUAGAGAAGGCUCGUCCCUACUAUGAAGCGCUGGAAAAGGCAAAAGAUGCCCAAGUCGAAUGCCAAAAAGCAGCCGUGAAAUUUCAGCGUGCAAAUGAAAUUCACGCAGCUGCAAAAGAGACGGUGGCGUUGGCCGAAAAACGAUUUAUGAGUAAUUCUCAUGAGUGGCAAUUCGACAACGCUUGGCAAGAGAUGCUGAACCAUGCAACUGCCAAGGUUAUGGACGCAGAGAAUAAAAAAGCCGAAAGUCAUGCCGAACAUCAACGUAAGGCACAAGCAUUCAACGCAGCUGAACUGAAGGUUCAGCAACUUGAAGACCGCCUUCGUCGCAACAUCCAAAAGUCGCGACCAUAUUUUGAAGAAAAACAAAUCUGUCAAGAUCAACUACACACACAAAAAAGUCGAAUUCAGGAGCUGCAAGGACAGUUGCAAGGAGCGAAAGGAAGCUACUCGACUGCACUGCGCAACCUAGAACACAUUAGUGAAGAGAUCCAUAAAAAACGUGGCGAUUUACAUUUGGCUGCUCCGCCUGGUCCACGAGAACCAGGUGUUGGUGCCGAACUAUGUCCUGUGCCUGAUUACAAUCUCGAAUUAGAUAAAUGCGAAUUUCCUUCGAUGGGCAGUGUCUCAUCAUUAACGGCAAGCUCAGUACAAAGUGAGAGAGAUGCAGAGAGUGACGAUACUUGCCUGGACGAUGAUGGCGAAGAUUAUGAUCUGGAGGCAUUGCGAAGAAAAGUGAAAACGCUUGCUGUUCGACCUGUGGAAGGUGGUGACGGACAACAGGAGCAAGAUGUUUGGGAGAGUGAACUGAAUGCAACUGUAGACAAAUUGGACCACUUGAUGAUGAUGAAAGAGUGUGCAGCGAUGAAUAGUAAGAUUACAGUACAGCAACAACCAAACGGGACCGAUGACCCAUCAGUCAACAGCAUGCCAGCAACACCUGAUAAGUUCACAGCAAUUAAACAAUUAUCCAAGCUCGAACCGCUUCCCUCUGUUAACGUCUCGAUGCGCGAACUUCCAUUGCUGGCACGCAUAUCUAAUGAAAUUUCUGAUAACACUUGCUACCACAAGCAACGACGACGGUCUCUGAACUGAAGUUGUAUGGAUUAGAGGCUGAACUGAAGGCACUCUGCAUUUACUAACCCGAUUAUAUCAAAAUAGUUCGUAAGCAUUAGCUGUUCCAUACCAAAACGUUAUAGGGACCAAAGUCUAGCCGAAAUGUAGACAAGACUAAUGUCAAUUAUCGAAAUAUCUUUUAUGGGCUAUUCGGCACAGUGUGAGCGCUUCCAUCAUCGUAAAACCGAUCUACAUUUCCGCUACGACUUUGAUUCAUUCGUCCAUGCCAGGCAUGUCGUUAUACCAACUAAAGUAUGUACACACACGCACUGAGUAAAAUGAUAAGUACUCAUUAGCUUCUCGAAGUAGUUCUUCGCUCUAAGGUAUACCAAAUAGCAGAAAAUGACAGAAAAAUUCGUGAAAACAUUGACAAUGUUCACACAAUUGGAGAUGAGAAUAUUUAUUAUGUUUGCAACUAGAUCAUCGGGAGUGGACUUAUCUUGAUCGGAAUUGGUCUUUUGGAGACGACAUUAGGUAGUAGUCUAUUGAAAUUUAUGCAAAAUAUGAUCUUAUCCCGUAGAUCGGUAGAUACGGAGCAUUGUGUUUGCCAUUCAAUCGGAGCUUUUACUUUUACAAGAUCAAGAUUUCAGUUUCCGAUGGUUAGCGCGAAACUAGUUUCAUUCUUGGAAACUUUGAAUCAACUUGAGAAUCGUCAGAACACUCAUGCAUACAUAAAACCAAAAUGUAGUAAAUCACUGAAAUAGUAAAUCUUAACAUUCGCAAAUGAAAUGAUCAAACCUUGCUUCUUGGAGGGGGUUUGUAUAGCUCGGCUUGUCAAAUAGUAAUAUAUCAGUAAAUUUCAAGAUAUUUUGUCAACUCUAUAGCACAAAACAUUCCAAACAAACUCAUCCUAACGCGAAAGCAUGAUACAAUCGAAUAUUCAAACAUUACGGCGAUGUAUGAUCUUUUUUUUUUUUUUGAAAUCCAUUAUCGUCAUAGAUGCUUGCUUGACUGUCUGAUUAUUUAAUGAGGUACAGAAGAAGAAGAAAUAAAAAUUAUUUUCAAUGCAAAAAGAUGAAAUUUUUCGUUUUCCGUAAGCUUCACUCUUUAGGUUCGUUCAAUUCUGUAUUAUCUACGUUUAAGAAUCUCGAGGAUAAAAAUUGUAAAUCUCAGUUAAAUUAAGUAAUGUAAACUAAAAGUGUGUUUGAAACUAACUUUAAGGAAGAAAACUAGUGUUUCAGCGUUUAUUGAAUAAACUCAGCUGAAGUCAACUUGAA
Hermetia illucens (black soldier fly) is the source of this 3091-nucleotide messenger RNA. It is a transcript of the gene pcs, whose product is annotated as SH3 domain-binding protein 5 homolog. Lineage: Eukaryota; Metazoa; Arthropoda; Insecta; Diptera; Stratiomyidae. The record is from RefSeq and is a predicted model, not a curated record. The transcript has 5 exons. Gene Ontology annotation, molecular function: protein kinase inhibitor activity. Gene Ontology annotation, biological process: negative regulation of protein tyrosine kinase activity; intracellular signal transduction. Bases 576 to 1853 code for a protein of 425 amino acids. Gene Ontology annotation, cellular component: cytoplasm.